CAGUAACCACUGUUGAAAAGUAAAAGACUACCCAGUACCACCCACCCCAUAACCUACCCCACCCCACCCCACUCUCACCCCACCCCCACCACCAACCCCAAGCUCCAAGCUCCCUAAGAGGGUCUUCUUCAUACCCGAAGGGCUACGUAAGAUUGCUGCAGUUUCAUUCUGCAAUUCACGGUGCCGGUAAAUAUUUUCCUAAUUCUUGAACUUGGUGAGCUGUGUACUAGAAUUCUCACUUGGCAACAUGUUUAUAGAAGUGGAACACAGAAGAAACUGGCUGAAUAAUCAAAUGUUAUCUUUCCUCUAUUUUCUGCUCGGAAAAGGAAAGAUCUAGGGAAGUUAGAUGCAUCUCUAUUCUUCUACUCGGAAAAUGAAAGUUUUAGGGAAGUUAAAUGCAUACAAAUUGUAUCAGGACUAGCAGACGUGCAGCGAAGAGUUCCAUUGGUGUAUUUUCAGCUCUUUCAUGGAGGACAUGUGUUGGAUUUACUGCAACCGCAAAAGUUGAUUCUGACUUAUUCUUUAAGCAAAUUUGCGUUCGCUGCUAUUCAUCCAAAAAGUCUAGAGGGGAGAGUUCUAGCUCACAGAAGUCUGAUCUUACUCCACAAAUGAAGGAAGAUAGAGAUGGUUUCUUUGUUGUUAGGAAAGGAAAUCUGGUUGGAGUCUACAAAAACUUGAGUGAUUGUCAAACUCAAGUCGGAUCCUCGAUAUGUGACCCCCCUGUAAGUGUGUAUAAAGGCUAUGCUAUGCCUAAGGACACAGAGGACUACCUUCUCUCUUGUGGGCUUAAAAAUGCUCUUUACUCUAUCAGGGCUGCUGAUCUUACUGAAGAUCUCUUUGGGACCCUAGUACCAUGCCCUUUUCAGCAACCUUCUUCUUCAAAAGGUGGAAUGCCUGAACAUAUGACAAAGAAGAGGUCACAGGAUGUAAUGUGGUCAGAAUAUGCGGAUGUAGCUGUUAUUUCAAAUGAUGAUUCCCUAACAAAGCAUGUCAAGUUAGAUGAUCAUAAGGGUGUCCAAGCUCCGCUAUCUGGUCAGUCUUGUACUCUUGAAUUUGAUGGUGCUUCAAAAGGAAAUCCUGGACUAGCUGGUGCAGGAGCUAUCCUGCGGGCUGACGAUGGCAGUUUUAUCUGUAGGCUACGUGAAGGUUUAGGAGUAGCAACAAACAAUGCUGCCGAAUAUCGAGCCAUUAUUUUGGGGUUGAACUAUGCACUUAGCAAAGGGUUUACAAGUAUUCGGGUUCAGGGGGACUCCAAACUUGUUUGUAUGCAGAUCCAGGGCCUAUGGAAGGUUAAAAAUCAAAACAUCUCCUCAUUGUAUGAGCAGGCAAAACAACUGAAAGACAGAUUUCUUUCUUUCCGGAUCAUUCAUGUCCUUCGGGAGUCAAACUCUGAUGCAGAUGCUCAGGCGAACAUUGCUGUUGAACUUGCUGAUGGUCAAAUCCAGGAGGAGAUAGAGAAAUGACAAAAGGGCACUUGAAAACGACUCCAUGGCUGAAAAAUGUAGCAAUGGUACAGACGAACGUGCCAGCCUCUAAGAUUGGUAUUUUCUCAGGGUGAAGUUUUUCUAUUUUUUGCCAAUGCCAACAACCUUAAAGGAUUAUGCCUAUGAAGACGGUGCAUUGCGCCUAUUAUACUAAUAUUGUUUAAUGGAUUAAUGUUAUUGGAAUUGACAACUUUUAAAAAUUUAAUUAGGGGUGGGAUUAAUCGUUGGCUUUGAAAUCUUAGUGAUGAGAGGGUUCUUUUUCACAUUUCA
This is a messenger RNA of Solanum pennellii, 1754 nucleotides long. RefSeq lists its product as uncharacterized. The transcript has 11 exons. The record is from RefSeq and is a predicted model, not a curated record. NCBI's taxonomy places the organism in Eukaryota, Viridiplantae, Streptophyta, Magnoliopsida, Solanales, Solanaceae. Gene Ontology annotation, molecular function: RNA-DNA hybrid ribonuclease activity; nucleic acid binding. The coding region runs from base 396 to 1463 and encodes 355 amino acids.